GUCUCUAUAAUAACUCUUUAGUAAAAAAAAAAAUCAAAGGUUCACAUCCAUCUUCUUCUUCACUUUACCAAAUCGUAUCCGAUUUUUAGGGUUUUUCAGCAUCUGAGAAUUUUUAUUGUUAUCUUGUUGAUACCUUCGAAUCCUAUCUCUAUUAUAUUAAAAAAAUUCUAGGCUUUUCUUGAUUCGUAUCUGGGAAUCUUAGAUAUUGGGUUAUUCAUCUUCCGAUUCGUCAAAAAAGUCGCAUCUAUGAAUCCGAAUAUUGAAGUAUUAUCGCUGGAUUCACUACCAGUUGGAUUAAGAUUCCGUCCAACGGACCAGGAGCUUGUCCGUUUCUAUCUCCGGAGGAAAAUCAACGGCCACGAUAACGACGUCAAAGCCAUCCGAGAGAUCGAUAUCUGCAAAUGGGAACCUUGGGAUUUACCUGAUUUCUCUGUGAUCAAAACAAAAGACUCAGAGUGGCUCUUCUUCUGUCCAUUGGACCGGAAGUACCCAAACGGAAGCAGACAGAACCGGGCAACAAUCGCAGGCUACUGGAAGGCGACAGGGAAAGACAGAAAGAUAAGAUCGGACAAGGACAACAUCAUCGGAGUGAAGAGAACUCUGGUUUUCCACUCUGGUCGAGCUCCCAAGGGGACACGAACCAAUUGGAUCAUCCACGAGUAUCGAGCCACAGAGAAGGACCUGAGUGGCACCAAUCCAGGCCAGAGUCCAUUUGUCAUAUGCAAAUUGUUCAAGAAACAAGACCUGAGUUUAGCUGAGGAAGAUUCCAAGUUGGAUGAAGCUGAACCUGCAGUUUCGUCUCCAGCUGUUGCAGCAUCUUCCCCGGAUGAUACUAAGUCUGAAGUAUCUAUGGUCGCUAAAACAGAAGACGUGAAGCGUUGUGACAUUGCAGAAUCUUCUCUUGUAAUCUCCGGCGAUCCUCAUAGUGGUGCUUGCGAUGAGGCUACAACCGCCGAGCUUGGACAUCUCGAUUGGCUGUCUUUUCCGGAGCUGGAGUCUGUGAAUUACAAGCUGUUCUCUCCAUUACACUCUCAAGUCCAGUCCGAGCUCGGAUCCUCUUUCAUUGCAAUUCAGCCUGGCUCGAGUGACUUUUCAGGGAACCACAACAACAACAGCUUCCAAAUUCAGACUCAGUACGGUACAAAUGAAGUAGAUACAUAUAUAUCCGACUUUCUCGAUUCGAUUCUUGAUCUCCCAGACGAAGUUCCAGAGAAGCAAAAGUUUGUUUUGCAGUCAGGGCCAGAUCAGAUUGCGCCAGCGUAUCAACAGCGUCCUGCAGGUGACAUGAGCAAUGAUGUUUCAAGAACAGGUAUCACGUUAAAGACUCGGCGGGAACAACAAUCCUCAGGUUGUACCACUGACUAUAUCAUGCAUGGAAAUGCCUCAAGAAGGCUGCGUCUGCAAAGUAAACUUAACGAUGUUAACUCGAAGGAUACAGAGCUUCAAAUAAUCAAGAGAGAGGUUGAGGAUACGGUCGGGGAAACCAUGAAGAAGGGAAAGCCAAUGAGAUCAAAGAACAGAACCGGAUUCUUGUUUAAAAAGAUGGUGUCCGUGAAAUGCUCAUACGGAGGACUUCUUAGGGCGGCCAUAGUUGCGGUCCUGUUCUUGAUGUCUGUCUGCAGUCUAACUUCAGACUUCCGAGCUUCCGUGAUGAUCUGAAAACUGAAAUCUUAUACAUUAUAAUAGUGUAUAUAGUGCCAGAACCGGUUAUCUUCUCUUUUUUUGCUUUGGGUGAUGGAUUCAGUUUUCACCUUAACCGGGGUCAGUUUAUGAGGGUAUUUUGUUUAUAUAUACAUGUAUAACGUUAAUACAUUAUGAUGAGAGAGGUCAAGACUUUAGCUACUGCUUUUGACUUUAUUGAAGUUCUUACGUAAUUAAGGUUUUGUUUCAAACA
Messenger RNA from Eutrema salsugineum, 1894 nucleotides. Its product is annotated as NAC domain-containing protein 62. The transcript has 6 exons. NCBI's taxonomy places the organism in Eukaryota, Viridiplantae, Streptophyta, Magnoliopsida, Brassicales, Brassicaceae. The record is from RefSeq and is a predicted model, not a curated record. Bases 247 to 1659 code for a protein of 470 amino acids. Gene Ontology annotation, molecular function: DNA binding. Gene Ontology annotation, biological process: regulation of DNA-templated transcription.